Molecule: messenger RNA, 3378 nt
Organism: Dicentrarchus labrax (European seabass)
Lineage: Eukaryota; Metazoa; Chordata; Actinopteri; Moronidae
Gene: tlcd1
Product: TLC domain containing 1
Exons: 4
Coding region: 423-1187 (254 amino acids)
Biological process (GO): regulation of membrane lipid distribution; phospholipid homeostasis; membrane assembly
Cellular component (GO): plasma membrane
Source: RefSeq, a predicted model, not a curated record
UUCUGCACAGACAGGCGGGCUGAGAGCGGCGGCACAUUGCAACAUCGCAAGGCGCUGCGUAAAGACAAACACCGUCGCACUGGAAUGAGCUGCGACGGGGAUCCCCUCCAAGACUUUCCCUCCGGGCUCGGCACGCUGGAAACGUGACAAGAAAAAGGCUCCAGCAGCAUUCGGACAUCAGAUCUGCUUUCUAAAAAAAAACAAAAAACAAAAACAAAAACAAACAAACAACAGGAUCAGCUCUCUCUGCAGACCCCUGUCCUGGAGUACACUCCCAUGACAUAGGCCUACCGUGCAUAUCUGUCCAUCACUAGGCCGAGGAGAGAGAAGCGCGAAAAAAGACAAAAGAGGGGGAAAGGACGAAGGGAGGUAGAGAGUAAAAGCAAGCGCCCAGGGACAGAGGGAGAGCAGGGGUGGGGAGGAUGGACGCCCUGAUUCCUGUGCUGAAGAGUCACCCAGGCCUGGCAGUACUGGUGUGCUCUCUGCUUUUCAGGGUGGUCCACCAGUUGCUGCAAAGGCUGCCUGUGCCCAAGGUGGUGAAGCAGAAUGACCUCCAUUCCUGGAAGUGGAGGAACCUCUCCGUCUCAAUGGUGCAUUCCCUGCUGACUGGGGCAUGGGCCCUGACCUGUGUGGUGGUUUGGCCUGAGACGUUGAACAACAUCCACUCUUACCACACCCCUCUGUCCUACCUGCUCGUCUGUGUCUCAACAGGAUACUUUGUGCAAGAUGCAGGAGAUAUUAUCCUGACAGGACAUGCAAGAGGGUCAUGGGAGUUCCUAGUCCAUCAUGCACUGGUGAUCUGGUGUUUCCUCUACUCCCUCUACACUCAGCUGUAUGUAGCCGGCGCUGUAGUGGCUCUCUUUGUAGAGGUCAACAGCGUCACCCUGCAUCUGAGGCUGCUGCUGAAGCUGGCGGGCGCUCAGUCCUCCUACAUGUACUUCAUCAACAAAUUCGCCAACCUCUUCACCUACGUCACGUUUCGUCUGUGCACACAGUUCUACCUCACCUGGUACAUCGUCCAAAACUACUCCUGGCUGGACCACGGUGGAUACUUUCUCGCCUCCAUGAUAGUGAUGAAUAUUAUGAUCCUGAUUUAUUUCUACCGCCUGCUCCGUGCUGACUUCUUCUGGAGUAAAAAGAGCUCUGUGGGACAGAACAACAACUCCAGAAAGUUUCUCAGUGAUUGACUGAGGAAGGUUUAUAGGACUGCUUUAUGUUUUUUUUUCAGGGUGGGAGGUUACACAUUUUGUCUUUCUCAAACCGUAACUGACCCUACUCCUUGUGACGACAGGUUCCCUAUGUUGUGUCUCACUGCCAAAGAUCAAAUCCCCCCAAAACAACUUUUGGUGGAACAAGUUGUAGCCUUGUUCGGGAACUGUGUUCCAGACAUGUUACAAAGUCUGAAAUUUGGCUUUUUCACAGGGAGAAAUACAAUGCAACACUGCUUUAAUUGAAGCCAAAAUUCUGUGUUAAACCCGAUAUUUCUCAAACCCUGAAAGAUGUUACCAUUUUUAGCAUUUACAAUUCAUUUUUAGUAGGCUAUCCUGUAACCUUAAAGGGAUAGAUCAACAUUUUGGGAAAUACACUUGGGGAGUCGUCAUGUCUAUACAGUAAAAAUAAACCUACAGCUAGCAGCCUCUUAGCUUAGCAUUUUUUUAUACACUGAGGGUAAAGGAACAUGUAAACUAAUGAGCUUUAGAGGAGCUGGUAGGUGGAUUUUGAUACCUUUGGACAGAACCACGCUAACUGUUUCUGACUGUUUCUAAUGCAAAUGUAUGCUAAGCUAAGCUAUACAUACUUAAAGUACAGACAUAGAAGUGGUAUCAGUCUUUUCAUUUAACUCUCAGCAACAAAGCAUAUAAGCAUAUUUUCCAGAAUUUGGAAGUAUUAGCCUUCUACUAAUAUCUGGAGACUAUACAGCCAGCAGACAAUUAGCUUAGCUUAGCAUAAAGACUGGAAACCAGGGAAUACAGCAAAGGUAACAGAAAUGCACCUUCAGUUUGUACAGCUGUAGUGCUGUAAGUAUAUUGUGAGCCAGGCUAGCUGUUUCCUCUUGUUUUUACAGUCUUUUUUGCUAAGAUAAGCUAGCCAGCUGCUGGUGGUAGCUUUAGUGUACAGAUACGAGAGUAGAAAUCAAUCUUCCCAAUAAGCUUAUUUCCCCAGAAAUUGUCUCUCGAUUAGUCAAAAAACAAACCUGUGUGAUAACAUUUUAAUUGUGAUAUUGCAGUUGCUGACACUAAACCUAAACCUAAACAUAUGUUGUUAUAUCUUAAACAUCUGUGUGGGGAGCAGUGUUCUCAUGUAGACCCCUCCCUGAGUGUAUGAACAACCUUCCAGCUGGGAUUUUCCGACUCUGGACUUUGAAUUUUAGCAGCAACUGACGCACACUUUAAUAGUUUGUGUACAUGCUGUACAGUACGUCUUCUCUUUCCGUCUCUAUGAUGCCAUUUGUGGCUGAAGAGACACUGAGCUGUGACUGAACUGGUACAUAACACACAAUGUUGUCAAUUUAACUGUUAACACACAAGAACGCAGGACAAUAUAUGGUUCAUGUGUGAAAUCUGUUGGUAUUUAACACAAGUGAGGCUGAAGCUGGAUCUUCCUGCCAUCUAACAGUCUGACACUUGAGCUCAUCAGGAAGUGGGCCCACAUGAGAAAUCCUUCAAAAUAAGAGCAGGCAGUAGCACAAUCAGUACUGAUGUUGCAUCAUGUGUAGUUAGACUUAAUGUGGAGUAAUAAUACAAGAGUAUCCCCAUUGUGUAGGCUUUUUUUUGCUUGUGUGCAUUAGGAUAUUGAAUGACAACCUUUAGAUGAAGGUGUGUUUCCUCGUCCUCCUCUUUCCUCAGAAAUGGGCAUAUAGCAUUUUGUAAAUAAUGUCCUGAAAUGUGCAUUCCUUUUUUGAUAUAUUUCAAAUAGUAAUACAAGUAAACACCGUUAGUGGACUUUAAAUGCUUCCUAAUCUAAUCAUUCCAUGAAUCACAAGUGCUGAGUGUCAUUGUGAAAAAAACAACUAAUGAUCAGUACAUUUCACUUUCUAUUCUACGCCAAGAAAGUCCAAACAGACAUGGGCAGGAGUUUAGAUGUGUCUGACCUGUGCUUCAGUGCCUUUACCUCAGUGCCUUUUAAAAAAAAGAAAAGAGCCUAACAACAAAGCACAGAUAUAGAUAAUAAGGAAGUAUAGAUAUAGUGCAGAAUGACAUAUGUAUACUUUUGUAAAAGCUGGGCCAAAUAGAGAGAUUUUUGAGACAAACAUUGUAAAUCAAUUCCACCAUUUAACCACGAUAGUGUGUCUUGUGCUGAAGUGACAACUGUUUUUUUAGGAGCCCCGUAUUUUGGAUGGUUGAGUGAUACCAUGAAUUAAAAGAGUAUUUCAAAUCA